Ostreobium quekettii is the source of this 1674-nucleotide messenger RNA. NCBI's taxonomy places the organism in Eukaryota, Viridiplantae, Chlorophyta, Ulvophyceae, Bryopsidales, Ostreobiaceae. The record is from the annotation of a GenBank genome assembly.
AUGGGCUACUGGUCCAAGUUCAGGAGCAAGGCGUUCGUGGCCAAGGCGGUGGAUGAGGGGGGUGGGAAGGAGGAUGGGGGGGAAGAUGGCGCGGGAUUGCGGAAGGUGCUGUCUGCGUUCGACCUGGUGAUGAUCGGCGUGGGCGGGAUCCUGGGGGCGGGCGUGUUCGUGCUGACGGGGGUGGCGUCGAGCAAAUACGCGGGGCCUUCAGUUGUGCUCUCAUACGCUGUGGCAUCCUUGGCUGCCCUGUUCUCAGCCCUCUGCUAUGCUGAGUUUGCUGUUGACCUGCCUGUGGCUGGCAGUGCCUACAAUUACAUAUCCUUGGUCUUCGGCGAGUUCCCUGCUUGGAUCGCAGCCAUCAAUUUGAUAAUGGAGUACUGCCUGAGCUCAUCGACAAUAGCCAAAGGAUUCACUAGCUACUUUGGAUCUCUGUUACGCUUCGGGAGUGGCGCACUGACCAUCAACCUUGGAGACAGGGAUAUUUUCAAUCUGGACAUCCUGGCUUUUGUGCUGAUCUUAGGACUCAGCAUUCUGCUGUCCCUGGGCAUCAAGGCAUCUUCGUUGUUCAACAAUGUCGUCUCAGGCAUCAACCUGCUUGCCAUUCUCUUCGUGCUGUGUGCAUCGACGCCUUUCUUCAGGCCCGCCAACUUUGUGCCCUUUGUGCCAUUUGGGAUCAAAGGGAUGAUCAGGGCGGCGUCCAUCGUUUUCUUCACGUACAUUGGAUUCGAUUGCGUUGCAACGGUGGCGGAGGAAGUAAGAAACCCAACGAGGGACCUCCCAAUCGGGAUCGUGGGCUCUCUCUCCAUCGUGACGGCCCUCUACGUGGCAAUGGCUGUGGCAAUAACUGGACUGCAAAGCUACAAUGAAAUCGACGUCAAUGCCCCAUUCGCCACCGCAUUCAACAGCUUUGGCAUGCGCUGGGCCAGCGAGAUUGUGUCCAUUGGUGCAAUUACAGGGAUCGUGGCAUGUCUGAUGGUGACCCUCAUGGGGAUGGCGAGAAUCUUCAUGGUCCUGGGUCGUGAAAGGCUGCUUCCAGAGUGGAUGGCCAAGGUGCACAACAAGCAUAAGACGCCCUUGAACGCAACGAUCGUGACCGGCAUAGUGUCCGGGCUGCCAGCGCUGUUCCUCAACAUCGACUUUCUUGCAAAGAUGGUGUCCAUGGGGACGCUGUUCGUGCUGUGCAUGGUGAACGUUGGCGUGGUUUGGCGGCGCUACUUCCAGCCCUUCCAGUCAACUUCAUGCAAGCCCGUCAUCUGGAGGCUGGCGGUGAUGAUCACGGCGUCGAUUGUUGAGGGGCUGGUUUUGGAACAAGAUCUGCCCAUAUGGGUUUGGGGAGCGUCCAUUGGGACGUGGCUCCUGUCCACGGCGUCGUUUUGGUCCCUGCCUGUGGCAUACAGGGCGACGAAGUUCGCCCUGCCGCUGCAGCCCGUCAUCCCUGCCCUUGGCGUCCUGCUCACGGUGCACCUGAUGUGCUCGCUUGGGUGGGAGGCGUACAUACGGUUUUUGGUCUGGCAGGCGCUCGGCGUCACGGCGUAUUUGGGGUACUGCAUGCACCAGACGCCGGAUGCGCCGGGCGCGCAGGAAGCCAAGGUGCCCCUCAUGCUGGGCGAGGGCCCCUCGGGUUCCAAUGAAGACGCCGCGGAAUAUCUGGAGGAGGGGGGCCAUUUGCUGUAG